UGGCGGAAAAUGUUAAAAACAAACGGCCAAAAGUAGCUUGGAGUGAUGACCUCAGCCACGAUUCUGAAGAGGAAAGAGAACGGGAGCGUAUAGCACAACUGGAAAGAGAAUUAGCCGAAACUCCAGUAAAACCCACGUAUUCCCCAGAAGAAUUGGAGAAGUUAAUCGGUUUCAUUAUGAGAAUGACUACAUUAUACGACCUACGGGACGAGGACUGGAACGAUGAUGCCAAAAAGGGGAUAGAAAAUUGGCUUAUGGAACCCAGAGCUCUCAUCCUUUGCGUUUACUUUAGAGGCGAGAAGCUGUCUGCCUCUUGCGAUAUACCCCUGUUCCCAGUCUAUGAUUUGACUUACUUCGUCAGGCAGCCUGAUUACAUCUUCAAAGUGGACACGUUCCACGAUGAAAUAGUGUUUGGGACGUUUGUAGAUUCUGUAGAAUCUAAUAUGAUUGAAAUUCUGGAGAACGUGUAUGCUCCAUAUUUUUUCGCUAUAACUACAUGGCCUGAUAGUGUUAAAAGUGAAUUCUGCACUCAGAUACACACAUUUCUAGCGAAACUUACUGAUAUGUAUUACAAAAUGUUGGGGCUAACUGUUCUGUACAUACCACGUGAGGGCCAGCAGCUGUCUUUCGAAAAAGCGAGUACAGACCUAGAGCUGGUAAAGAGGCUGGAAGGGGUAGUCGUCUAUUGGACACAUCAGAUUAAAUCCUGUUUGGAAGACCAAGCGUUUGUCGCAUCACAAAAUGAACUGCUAUGUCCUAGUGAUGAAUACGACUUCUGGAUAUACAGGCUUGAGAAUCUAAGCGCUUUACGUCACCAACUGAAAAAUCCAGCCGUUCGUCACAUCACGAAGAUACUUGUCACAACUCAUUCGACUUUCAUCAAUCAGUUUCAGUCGUUAUGCGAAGAAAUAAUAUAUAAGAGAAAAGAGGCUACCUCAAACAUCGAGUAUUUGCAAGUGAUCAAACAACCUUGCGCUGUUCUCGAAUGUGUGAUCGAUCCCGAUGAAAUAUCCAAACACAUUCCACAAAUCAUUAAUCUAUUUAGAUUCAUUUGGAUGGAAUCGCCUUUCUACAACUCCGAAGCACGUAUAACGAAUUUAUUCAAGGCCUUGAGCAACCAGAUAAUAAUCUUAUGUAAAACUUAUAUCAAUCUGGACGAUCUCUUUAGCGGUGAGACGAAAAAAGCGUUGGGGGAGUUUUCUAAAUGUAUAGACUGCUGUAAGAAAUAUCGCGAGAUUUACGACGUGAUGGCUGAAGCGCAUAAUGAUGUUAAUCCAGGUAGCUGGGAAUUGGACACGGGGUCAAUUUUUAAUUAUAUCGACUCGUUCGUCCAACGUUGUUUUGAUAUGCUCGAUGUGUGCAACUGUAUGAUUAUAUUUGGAAGGAUCGACGAAUUAGAAGAUAUCCCCAAACCAAUGUUUGCUGGUGCACGUGGCGAACAGUUUGAGAAUAAAUGCGAUCAGAUAGAGCAUAUGUUUAAUAACGCUCUGGAUAAAGUAAGAGCGGUGACACAUACGAUUUUAGAUGUCCAGGCCCCUUCUUGGUACGACGAAGUGCUGCAAUUCCGGACAGUCAUUAAGGAUAUUGAGAUUAUAAUUGAAAAUUUGGUGGAGACAGUGUUUGAGGGGGUGAACCACGUCGAAGAAGCAGUGAUUGCGCUUUACUCACUGAAUAGUUACUCUAAGAGGAAGAAUUUAAAACGUAUCUUCAAACGUAAAACGGCCGAGGUAUGGGCUAUGUUCAGUGAUGAAGUCCAGGAGGCUAAGAAGGACAUGGUGUCCACGCGCAGUCAACAUCCCGCUGAUCUGCCUUGCUUUUCUGGAAGAGCUGUAGUUCUCCAGAUGAGGAAGAACAGACUCAUUUAUCUGAAAAAGAUAAUGACCGAUGCUUCGGUAUGGCUGAUGCCGUGCAGUAAUUCUGAAGAUGUAAUUAUGCACGUGAACAGGCUAAUGGGUGCCAUCGACGUCGCUAUAAGAGAACUUUGGAUUUCAUGGACGCACAAUUUGGAUGAGAAAUGCGGCGCCGGAUUAAAUAGGACAUUGAUGCGUAAGAGUGCUGAAAAUCCUGGUCUAAUGGAGUGUAACAUUGAUGUAAAUAUACUAGAACUGGGUAAAGAAGCAUUACAUUGGGAAAACUUAGGAUUAGACAUUCCUCUUCACGCCUACCAGGUAUACAUGAAAAUGAAGAAUGUAUUUUAUGUAUAUGAGAGCGUACUUGCCGUUGUUAAAGGAUACAACAAGAUUCUAGACUCACUAUCGGAUGAGGAGAGAUUGCUUUUCAAGCCACUGACAACGGCAUGUGAGAAAAAGGUACAACCGGGUAUUACUAAGUUAACAUGGACUUCGACAAUGUCUGAUGCAUAUAUUGCUGAUUGUGUUGUUCAAAUUGGAGAGCUGCAAGAUUUUUUGACGACGUAUAAAAACUGCAAUAUAAAUUUAGUAAAAAUAAUGGAAAAAGUAUGUGAUACACCCCUUGUUGAGUUUGAUAUUUAUAAUGUUUUUGAAAUAAAGGAUCUUAGAGAAAAUAUCCGUGAAAUGCAAAUAGAAGGUGCGGAAAAAAUUUUGGAAAUGUAUAAGGAAAUAAUAACUUACCUUAUAAUUGUUUAUGAAGGUUUUGAACCAUAUAUAGGCCAAAUGGCUGAAUACUGGGUGAAAUAUGUGAGAAGAUUUGAUCGACUAUUAGAAGAUGCCAUACGACUAUCUAUUAAAGCAACAAUGCAAAAUAUGUACAAGUGUGUGCAUGGUGAUGGCACAAUGGCACCAUCACCUUUGAUUAAAAUGAAGCUAUAUCUUAGAGAUAAAGAAAUUAUUUAUCUUCCCGACAAAAAUGAAAUAGAAGAUACAUUUACCACUUUUUUGGAAGAAAUUAUCCAUGUUAUGAGUACGGUUCCCAGAAUAUUUGAAAAGUUUGCUUUGCCUUCGGGGGGCUUAAGAAGGUUCAAGGAAGUUUUACAAAUGGACACGGAUUGUAACAAGCUUCAAUCAUUAAUAGAUGCCGAAAUAUAUUUUAAUUUAGAACUAAUUAAGGAACAUAUACAUAUGUGGGAUCCCUAUUCGCAUAUCUGGACUGUCGAUAAAGACGAGUUUAUGAUUAAAUACCGUGAAGAAAAUCAUACAGCAAUCGAAUUUGAACAAUUGAUUAUCAAUUAUAGUGAUUUAGCUAACGCUGUUCAAAUACAAGAAACUUAUAAUCAGAUUCAUUUUGUUUCUUUGAACUCACAUCAACUGAAGAAAGCCAUUAUCUCCCAUUGUUUAGUUUGGCAAACAAAAUUAGGUGAACUUCUGCGCAGAAUCACGGAGUACGACAUUGACGUGAUUUACAAUUAUGUAGAAAAAAAUAGUGAAGACGCAAUGAAGAUGCCCGCUGAUUUGAAAGAACUUGCGUCAACAAUGGCCACAUACGAACGAUUGAUGGAUGAUUUACCAAGAAUGGAGAAAACCUUUCCUGCUGUGACAGACAAGAUGACUACUCUUGCAAAGUUUGACGUCGAGUUGAGUUCGGAUAUGAUGACAAGACAUGAAAACAUACCUGUGCUGUGGGCAGAUUAUUUGACUCUUUUGGAAGAAGCUAAAAAAGCAUUAGAGAUGAACAAGGAUAAAUUCAAAGCAGAGCUACUAGAACAAGCUGAGGACUCCAGUGAAUCUAGAGCUACAAAAAAUGGAGAAGGAACUAGAAAAAUUGGAGGAAGUAUGGGGCUUAGUAUUUCAAUGGGAGGAAUCAUGGGAAAAAUAUAAAACCCAAACUUUCUGGGAGAUGGAAACUGACGAAAUGGAAGAAAAUGUUAUGUUUUUGUUUAGGAAUUUCAAUCGUCUCUCUCGUCAACUGAAAGAUAAAGGAUGGGAUAUAAUUGAUACUACUAGAGUGAAAGUUGACGCAUUCAGGAGAACUCUACCGCUCAUUGCAGACUUAAAAAAUCCAUGCAUGAGAGAACGUCAUUGGGAUAGAAUUAAAAUUCUUAUGGGAGUAGAAUUUGAUCAAAAUUCUGAUGAUUUCAAACUUGAACUGAUAAUGCGUCUGAACUUCCAAGCUUAUGCUGAAGAUAUAGCUGAAAUAUCUAACGCAGCUACAAUGGAGUUAAAUAUAGAAAACGGACUUAAAGUUAUUAGAGAAGUGUGGGCAAAUACAACUUACGAAAUGACACAUCAUAAAGGAGACAUGUAUAAAAUAAAGAAUGUUGAAGAUGUAAUGCAGUUUUUGGAAGAUCAUCAAGUUCAAUUAUCAUCAAUGAAAUCUACAAAGUAUGUUGAACCAUUUAUAAAAGAAGUAGAUUAUUGGGAAAAAUCCCUGGGAUAUGUUGCAGAGUGUAUAGAGAUUUCUCUACAAGUGCAACGUCGAUAUUUGUAUUUAGAAAAUAUAUUCAGUGGUGAAGAUAUUAGAAAACAACUGCCAAAUGAAGUUAAAAUAUUUGAUAACUUAACUGCUGAUUGGACUGACAUUACUUUUAAGUAA
Diatraea saccharalis (sugarcane borer) is the source of this 4449-nucleotide messenger RNA. NCBI's taxonomy places the organism in Eukaryota, Metazoa, Arthropoda, Insecta, Lepidoptera, Crambidae. The record is from the annotation of a GenBank genome assembly.